AUGGCUUACAUUCGGUUACAAGAGUCCUCAGGGGAUUCAUGGACUCCAUCGACAUGCGACUCGAGCGUCGGAAUGCAAAAUGAGCACCAGCCUAAGAGAGAACCUCUAUACAGCAACUUCAAGAAGCACCUAAACCAGCAGGAGAAACACUGGCUGCUCACCCGCGACAUCGAGCUAGUUCGCCCACUGCAGAUCCGCUAUAGCGCAUACGAAGCGGACAUCAUGACGGAAAUCAGGCGGACCGAGGACGAGCAGAUGCGCACCUAUAACCGACGAUGGCGAGAGAUGCGUGGGGUUAGGGGCCCCGCCAAGGUCGCCUGGGAGCUUUACAAACUCAAGGUCAGGCUUUGCUCAGGGUGGAACCACUACCAGCUGCACGGCAGAUGGAAGCAUGCCCAGCUCAAGGCAAAGAGGAAGGAGCUGGCUGGGAGUUAUGUGCGAGCGCAGAUGUCGCGCCGUGUAGUCCUGCUCGCGGAGCUUGUGUCCUUUGCCGAUGCGCAGGCCUUAGACGAUAGAGACGAGGAAUGCCAUGUGAACGAUGUCAUGCUUAGCCAUGUUUUGGCGCGGCCUGACGACCUCUUUCGUAUCUCACGGGAUCUGGACCUGGGGAUCGAGAAUCCUUGGAAGGAUAAGCAAGAGUGGAAGGCGCUGAAUCCAAUUACUCUUUCGGUCGAUGCGCCGGUUCCAUACAUGUAUGGAUGGGGUCUUUAG
Molecule: messenger RNA, 711 nt
Organism: Diaporthe batatas
Lineage: Eukaryota; Fungi; Ascomycota; Sordariomycetes; Diaporthales; Diaporthaceae
Exons: 1
Coding region: 1-711 (236 amino acids)
Source: RefSeq, a predicted model, not a curated record